AGUGGACGGUCUGUCGUUCACAGUGUUUCUGAAGAUAGAGAUUUUGUCGAAUCCUUCGUUGGUGAACAUCUCUGUGGUGGCGGGCCUCACUGUCUUGUUCGUCUUGGCUGCGAUAACACCUACCUUCCCAAAGUGGCGUCACUGCUUGAGCUUUCCCUUUGCCCAGAUGCUUGCACUGUAGGACUAGCCAAAUCACUGAGGUGUAAGCCGAAGGUUCUAUGUCGCGUUCACGUGCGCCGUUAACGGUUAGACGCAUCUAUUUCGAGACUUUCGGGGUGCGUUUGUACAUCCGGGUUCGUCUCGCGGGACUUCAGUCAUAGGACCAAGUGUCGCCGGCUCUUCGCUGGUGGUCCUGUACAGCAAUCUAAAAGCGAUGGUGAAACACGAAAGCUUCGGCAGGUAUUUCCUGAGAUCGUCUAAUCUCCAAUAGGCCGCGGUAGGUGGGGGCGAUUCACGACGGCGUCACAUGCGCGCGGAUGGCCGGAAGCAAGUAUCUCUACUGUCAGCAGUAGAGGAUGACGCGCUGGUGGAUGCGAGUGUUGUUGUCGCUCACCAUACCGCUCACUACUAUCGUGCGGCCGGGACAGUUCUGCGGUCAACGAGGUACUCAUAACGGAAACGUAGAUGCCUGUAGGUCAUGCCCGCCAGAGCUCCGGUUGGCCACCGCCAGCCACGCGGCUGACCCAUCAGCUGAGGCAGAGGACUCUCCAGACAAUGGCAACGAUGGCUUGGAGCAAAGCGCGCCACAGAAAAGCGAUACCACGAGUGACGGGUGUCCUACGUCGUCUGAAGACAGGGAACGACCGUCGACGAGUUCAGCUGGCGAGUCUGGUCGAAGCGCCCUCAGUCCAGAGAACCAGAUAAUGGUGUUGCGUGCAAGAAAAAGACAGAUCCAAGGAAUACUGCGGGAUCUUCGUUUUCGUUGGUCGUCCGAAUCGAAAUACGUUAAAGUCAGGAUGGAUGAAACAGGAGGCCGAUCCUCAAGGAUACCUGGAACGGACGCGAUUGAAAAAUUGAAACAGAGGUAUAAUCAAUUGGCAGGAGAAAGGCAGCAAAGAAUGAAGGAAUUGCAUGCGGAACUGAGAUCAAUAGAAUACGUGGAAAGACGACUUUGGCCAAUAAUAGCAUCCCAAAGUCUCGGCGCAACUGCAAGAAACCCAAAUCCACAACUCGGCCCUUCCACGUCAGCUGUCGGUACUUCAGGCCCCGCACCACAGCGACCGUCACAGCAUUCUGGCGUGUCGCAGGGUGCCGAUACAGGUGAUUCGGGGACACAACACGGAUCCUCUGCUGCCUUGUCACUGUGGAGACCAAGUUCGAGUCCAAAGAAAGGGGUGCUUGGGCAGGCGGCUUGCGGGCAGCCUCCUGGAGGCUCCGAGUUGAUGAAGAUAGAGAAUGAACUCACGCUGGUCAGAGCAAAGAAGGAUACGCUGAAAGAAUCUCUCAGACAACUGUCAAAAGUGUGGAAAUCCGAAGAGGUUUAUGUCAAGCAAAGGAUACGGGCCUUAGCGUGGCGCGCGGAGGUGAGUAUCGUAGGGUCUGUCUCAGCAGUUUUCUACCUCAAGAAUUGCUGUACUGACACAGACCUCUGUGUAGUGCCGCACACGACCACGUUCAGCCGUUUGGUAAGUGGCUCGACAACGCAUAGAAGAGAAUCUGGAGAUGACGGCAAAUUGCUGCUAUAUCGAUGACAGCGGCACGCCCCACCCAGACCUAGAUCUGUCAUGAGUGCUGAACCGGAGAGCGAGCCCGCGGCCAUACGAUUCGUGACUUAUGAUCGUUAGUCCACUGCACG
This is a messenger RNA of Toxoplasma gondii ME49, 1795 nucleotides long. RefSeq lists its product as hypothetical. Bases 516 to 1691 code for a protein of 391 amino acids. The transcript is spliced from 3 exons. The record is from RefSeq and is a predicted model, not a curated record. NCBI's taxonomy places the organism in Eukaryota, Apicomplexa, Conoidasida, Eucoccidiorida, Sarcocystidae.